GCAUCAAGCAAACGAUGGAUGUUCUUUCAUGGGACGGAACAAUCUCUUCGCGCGAAUUCCGUGUCGCUGUUCGCGCGUUCGCCGAGAGAUGGAAAGAAUCGAACCCUGACUUUCCUCCAUGGACGUGGGUCCCUUCUGCAAAACGACACCCGGGUCUUACUUCAAAUCAAAUCGAUGGAUACUUAACCUUAGAGAGGCUAUGCCUUACCGAGUCAACUGAAAAAGAUAUACCUUUUCAGUUUCUGAUUAGAGAGGGAAGACUUUGGUUUCCAAAGCAAGAGGUUUCGGCACUCUGCUCGAAAGUGGACGCCAGUGAAGAGCUCCAAGUGUGGAAUGAUGAUGGAUUAUUAUUUUCACAAUCGUCUUUUUUGCCCAUCGUCGAUUCUUUCAUGUCGUUGCUGUCGUUUGUAAUUGAAGACUCCUAUGAGGUUACUCAGGUUGAGAAAGAAGAGACGGCUUCCUUUGAGGAAGAAGAUCCUGCUGAUAAUGCCACACUGGUUGAAAGGCAUAGUUUUGGAGUACAUUACUACGAUUUCCAUUUAGUGCACAGUGCUUCAUAUCGGGUUCCAGUCCUUUUCUUUCGUGCCUACACGACUGAUGGACAACCUCUUGUGUUGGACGAGAUUGAAAAAGACCUUCCUGCAUCCUCGGCAGAGAUACUGCUAGAAUCAAAAUGGACAUUUAUAACUCAAGAAGACCAUCCGCACCUGAACAGACCAUGGUACAAGUUACAUCCAUGUGGGACGAGCGAGUGGAUGAAGCUGCUUUUUCAAAGUGAUACUUCCAUGGCUAAUAAAGGAGUGGCAAUUGAACUAUAUAUUGUUUCAUGGCUAUCAGUGGUUGGCCAAGUAUUCGGUCUGAGAAUUCCUUCUAAAUUGCUCAAUUAUCGUGAUUAAGUAUGGAAAUAAAAGAUAUUUUUGUUCUUCUGAGAAAAUAAGAUGAAUGAAUUUAUUCCAA
Molecule: messenger RNA, 957 nt
Organism: Morus notabilis
Lineage: Eukaryota; Viridiplantae; Streptophyta; Magnoliopsida; Rosales; Moraceae
Product: ubiquitin-like-conjugating enzyme ATG10
Exons: 7
Coding region: 15-896 (293 amino acids)
Biological process (GO): protein modification by small protein conjugation; macroautophagy; protein lipidation
Cellular component (GO): intracellular anatomical structure
Molecular function (GO): Atg12 transferase activity
Source: RefSeq, a predicted model, not a curated record